Fraxinus pennsylvanica is the source of this 1494-nucleotide messenger RNA. The record is from the annotation of a GenBank genome assembly. Lineage: Eukaryota; Viridiplantae; Streptophyta; Magnoliopsida; Lamiales; Oleaceae.
AUGUCAAUGCUCGAUUCCUUCUUUAACAAAGGCUUCAAAGCGGCCAAAUGUAAGACUCUGCUGAGACUUGCAAUUCCGCGGAUAAAGUUACUGAGGAACCGAAGAGAGGUUCAGAUACGGCAGAUGCGUCGAGAAAUAGCCAAACUCCUUGAGAGUGGUCAAGAAGCCACUGCUAGGAUUCGGGUAGAGCAUAUAAUAAGAGAAGAGAAUACGAUGGCCGCUCAAGAGAUAAUUGAGCUAUUCUGCGAGCUUAUUGUGGUUCGUCUUCCAAUCAUUGAAGCACAAAGGGAAUGUCCUCUGGACUUGAAAGAAGCAAUUUCCAGCGUAUGCUUUGCAUCACUGAGGUGCGUCGAUCUGCCAGAGUUGUUGCAGGUUCAAAUGUUGUUUGCUGGCAAGUAUGGGAAAGAAUUCGUGUCUGCUGCAACCGAGCUUAUGCCAGAAUGUGGUGUCAAUCGGCAGUUGGUGGAAUUGUUAUCUGUUCGAGCUCCUGCUCCCGAUAUAAAACUGAAGCUGCUAAAGGAAAUCGCUGAAGAGCACAGGCUAGACUGGGAUCCAAAUGCCUCUGAAAGUGAAUUGUUGAAGCCACAUGGAGACUUACUGAGUGGGUCAACACGAUUCAUCAGUGGCUCCGGGGCACCCUUUCCUAAAGAGAAACAUGAUGAAACUUCUGUUCCUGAGCAAGCCGCCAGUGAAGGCGUUGAUUCUGAUGCAGAUUUUGAGAUAUCUGAUCUUCCAGAAGUUCCUAAGCAGCCAUUACAUUCAAAUCAAGGCACCGGUUCAGCUCCAGAAGUGGUUCCUUUUCCUACCUCUGAAGCAUCUGAGGCAGGUCGAGAAGAACCAACUCCUGCAAGUAAUGAAAAUUUGUCCCAUUUGGUACCAAGAAAACCGGUUCCACAGAAAUCAGUUGCUAAAGCUUGUGAAUCAAUGGAAGACAAACAGUGUGUGCCCUUCAUAUCUCCUCCACCACAAUCUUCUGCAUCAUUUUCGGCCGAACAACACGAUCAUCCCCCUUCCCCUGUCUUGAAACCUAAAGGUGAGACGAUUGUAGAUCUACAAGACAUUCUGCUUGCUGCUCAGGCUGCUACGGAAACAGCUGACCGGGCAGCUGCAGCUGCUCGUUCAGCAGCUACCCUGGCUCAGCUCAGGAUAAGUGAACUUGCCAAGAAAACAAGCAACCAGUCAUCAGAUGCUUGUCUUGAGAAUCCUUUCCACAAGGACAAACCUAAGUCAGACGCCAUGGAAAGGGCCAUCUCGGGUUCUCCAACUCCAAGCCCAAAAGGGGUUUGUGGAAACUACUUGGGGAAUCAGGCAGCCGUGCUUCCUGCAUAUGAUGACACGGUUAUCAAUCAGUACACUAGUCCUUACCAACCUCAGAGAUUGCCUUUUAUGGACGAUGAAACAUUUUUCUCAUACCCGAAUUUGUUCACAUCACAAAGGACAAAUCUCAGUUCUCGUGCACAAUCAUUUACAGACAACUCUCAAUUCCAUCCGUGA